AUGCUCAGAAACUUCAGAAUAGUGCUACUGGCAACGAUUUCUUUGUUGUGCGCAGCUCUUGCGCAAAUAGUAACCGAUGGACUGGUUGUAACUGAUAAUGUUACUUUGAGCGGAGAUCGCGUCUUUAACGGUAACGUCACGGUCGAGAAGGGUGCCAGUUUAACUCUUACAGGCGGGUGCUAUACGUUCGAUAACGAUGUGAACAUAUAUGGUAAUUUAGUUGUUGAGUUAGGUGAAUGCAAUGAAGGUUUAUUCGACGCUACUGCCUCAUCAGUCAACAUUACUGGUACAGUAGAACUUUAUUCUUCGGGUGCUGCACACUUGGACUCGAAAGCUUUUCUUAACUUAGGGCACAUUUACCUAAGACACAGUGAAGGACCUGAUAGUAAUGUAUGGUGGAUUAUCCAGGUUUCGCAAAGUUUCUUAAACAAGGGCACAAUAUAUAUGGAGAACGAUAAUAGAUUGUCAUCAAUGGAAGUUGAUAUUUUGAAUCCAAACGGUGUUCCGAUCGUGAAUGAUGGACUCAUAAGUGUGAAGGGCCAGUCACAAGCUUUUAACUCAACGACAAUUAAUACUGACGGCAUACAACUGUUUACGGUUCAGGGGAAGUUGCAAGGUUCUGGAACAAUGGAAAUAACAAAUGGGUUUUUAGGCUUGUCCUCGUCACAAUAUUUAGAGCAGCAGAACAUCGUUUUGAAAGGCUCAAUUCUAUUUAUGGUCGCUUAUGAAAGUUCCAGCGCUUUUGUGCGUGGAUUAAGCGAUUCAAUAAUAGUUUUUAACGACCCCGCAGUGCUCGAUUUCAGUGCAACUGUGCAAGAUGGAAAAGUAUCAAUUGAGAUACCGAAUAGUGUCUAUACAAUAACGGAUUUGGAUAACAUGGUUACAACUUGCGACUUGAUUAAGAAAACCUUCAUCUAUAGCAGUCAAGGAACAUCGUCGCUAUUACAUGGUUUGCAGUUCAAUGGUCCCUUUUCUCCCAUCCCAGAACCAAAAACUACAACAGAGGUAGUGGGCGGUACAAUGGGAGUUGAAUACGUCACCUCCUACUCAAGAAUAGAGGAGAACGGAACUUGUGGGUUUGGGAGUACUGUUUACUCGAGGACCUUUUCCACUUUUAUCAGUGUAAACCCAUCAAGCCACCACUCCUCGAGCGUGAGUUCGUCUGCAUCCCAAUCAUCCCGCACCUCACUGGUUAGUAGCCGCGCCAGCACCGGUUUUUCGAGAUCCAGCUCUUCUCAGCCUUCUUCGAGGAGUGGGUCGGAUGAAUUGUCUAAACCUGCGGGCGUGUCAGGUAGUAUCUCUGCCGCCUCCAGUUCCAUUGAGUCGGACCGCAGAUCGAUCAACUCCGGGUACAGUAGCAGUACUGUUUCCGUAACAUCAUCAGCUGAAAAGACUGUUUCCACAGGAGAAAUGCAAACUGAACACCCUACUGAGAAGUCAAGAACAGACAGCUUGCCCAAGACGGCAACGGAAAAUACCAUGUUUCUACAUGUAUUGAAGACUGUGGGACACAUACUACAGGUCCGGCAAACAAUCUAG
Molecule: messenger RNA, 1539 nt
Organism: Huiozyma naganishii CBS 8797
Lineage: Eukaryota; Fungi; Ascomycota; Saccharomycetes; Saccharomycetales; Saccharomycetaceae
Exons: 1
Coding region: 1-1539 (512 amino acids)
Source: RefSeq, a predicted model, not a curated record